AUGAACAUGCAACCUCAGGCUUGUGCAGAGGAAAGGAAACUCCAACUGCAGGAGUUGGAGGAAAUCAGGCUGGAAGCUUAUGAUGCAACAAUGUGGUAUAAGGAGAAAACCAAACUCUGGCACGAUAAAAACCUAAGGGUAAAAAAGUUACCGUACACCAUCGUCGCCCUCAGAGCGAACGGUGCAGUUGAGCUUCAGGGAAGCGAUCCAGACUCUGCUUCUUUCAUGGUUAACGGUCACCGUGUGAAGCCAUUUAGGGACAACUCAGAGGCUUACACGGUGGAAGAGAUUCCGCUGUGCAUCCCCGAGGUUUUCACCUAA
Salvia splendens (bonfire salvia) is the source of this 321-nucleotide messenger RNA. RefSeq lists its product as uncharacterized. The record is from RefSeq and is a predicted model, not a curated record. NCBI's taxonomy places the organism in Eukaryota, Viridiplantae, Streptophyta, Magnoliopsida, Lamiales, Lamiaceae. The transcript has 2 exons. The coding region runs from base 1 to 321 and encodes 106 amino acids.